Eublepharis macularius is the source of this 2130-nucleotide messenger RNA. RefSeq names its product FAST kinase domains 3 (gene FASTKD3). Gene Ontology annotation, molecular function: RNA binding. Gene Ontology annotation, biological process: regulation of mitochondrial mRNA stability; mitochondrial RNA processing. NCBI's taxonomy places the organism in Eukaryota, Metazoa, Chordata, Lepidosauria, Squamata, Eublepharidae. Gene Ontology annotation, cellular component: ribonucleoprotein granule; mitochondrial matrix. The record is from RefSeq and is a predicted model, not a curated record. The transcript has 7 exons. Bases 115 to 2094 code for a protein of 659 amino acids.
AAUUUUUAAAAAUGGCAGAAAGGGGAGGGAACAAAAGGGCGAAGCAAAAUAAUUGAUUUGGUUCCUCGUUGCGAGAGGCGGGCUCAGAGACAAUGUUCACACAGCUGACCUGAGAUGGCCUUGAUGAAUUUAAAAUGUUUCCAAGUGUAUACUUCCAGAGUACACACAUGCAGACUGCUACUGACUGGAAGGAGAGUUAUAAACCGCUUUGGUCCAGAAAUGGGGCUGCUGUGCCGCUAUGGCUCUUCAGGCUUGCAAACGGCAUGUUCAGUGACCACUUUGCAGGGCGUGGCUUGUAGAAAUUAUCAUACGGAAUUGGGAAAUCCUCCCAGCUCCAUUAUGGGAGGGGUGAACCUCCAUGGAGAGGCAGGUAAUCGUUUCAAAUCAAGUACCAAACAGAUAGAGGAACAGGAGUUUUUGGAUGAGUUAAACAACUGCCUUUCAUACAAAGACAUUUUCAAAUGGGUGAGCUCUCUGGAGAGUUUAGCUGACACCACAGUGGCAGCUGUCUUCCAGCGACUGUGUGAUGUCGAAGUGGAGGACGGGAGGCUGAAGGAGGCCCAGGAACUAGCCGAGGAUGAAAUCUUCAGAUCACUUUGCUUUCAGCUGGAACAAGAAUCCCCAAACCUGUCCAACUCUGGUCUUGUGAAUUCACUAAACGCAUUGAUAAAAUUGCGUGUGGACCCGUGGAGUACCUUGAUGGUUCGUUUGAUAUCGGAGAGCCAGGAACGUCUUGAUAAGGUCCAGAUGACAAUCAAAGAUUUGUGUGUUCUUGCAGAAGGCUUAUUUGACCUUGAAGGCCCAGGCUGUGCAAUGCUGGAACAAAUUAUGGACCAGGUACAAAGUACAAACCUCGAGGACUGGAGGCCUGAUGAAAUGGCCAUGGUGUAUAGAGUCCUGCAGUUGGGUGUAGGGAAGAGACGGCAGUACCAAGACCUAUUAAACAAGAUGAACAAUUUAACUGUGAUUAAGGUUCCUGAGCUCAACCCCAAACUGACAAGCACAGUACUAAAUGCACUGGUUGUUCUUGAUCAAACCCAAGCGAUUCCCCUGGUGAUAAAGCUUUGUAAGUAUUCAAUACGCCACGUUCCCUGUUUCACAGAUGAUGAAAUUGUUCAUGUGCUGGAGGCUUUCAUUCAUUUCGGACACAAUGAUCCUUUCUUCACGGAAGCCCUAGAAAGGCAUGUUGCCAAAUGUGCCUUCACUAUGCACCCCAAGGCGGUCUCCAAAGUCAUGCAAUAUUGCGGCAGAAAGCACAUUCUCUCCAAAACCAUCUUUAAUGCAGUGGCGGAAAGUUUCAUUUACAACGCUGACAGUUUCACCACCGUGCAGAUUGCAGAACAGAUUGUCCCAUUUGGGAAACUCAAUUAUCUGCCACCAUGUGCGCCCUCUCUUUUCCGAAAACUGGAAAGGGUGCUCAGUGCCCGAUUUACACAGUUUCAGCCCCAUGUUCUGUUGAACCUGCUUCAUUCGUUCACCCUGGUUGAGCGCUAUCCACUGAAUUUUCUGGCAAAAGUAUUUAAUCCUUACUUUCUGCAGCAAUUGCAAGCCGAAGAACCUGGUUUGACAAGGUCUGUCUGUUCUCAGUUGACCCAGCUGUUUCUGACAGUUGCCGUGGAAUGUCCAUCCUAUAAGGGUCCCAAACUGCUUCCAAGAUACCGAGUCAAGUCCUUUCUCAAACCAGGCCGUUCGCUGGAGUCCUCUGUAGAUGUUCACCUCUACAACCAAGUCAAGGCUGGCCUGAUUGACCUCUUGGGGGCUCGGAUAUAUUUUGCCUCCCACGUGUUGUCCCCUUACUACUAUACCAUAGAUAUCGAGAUUAAACUUGAUGAAGAAGGGUUUGUGUUGCCUGCUACCCAGUACGAUGAGGUGAUCCAGAGAAUAGCUCUCUGUGUCGAUGAUCGAAAGAGAUUCUGCAUCAACAGUCAUCACCUCCUUGGAAAAGAAGCCAUUAAGAAAAGGCAUCUGAAGCUGCUUGGUUAUGAAGUAGUGCAGAUCCCAUUUUUUGAAUUUGAACUGCUGAACAACAAAAGUGACAUAGUGAAGUAUCUACACAAGAAAAUCUUCCCCAACUCCUACAGGCUCAGUUGGUGAUGCCAGCAGAAUCCAGACAAUAAAUAGUUUUAUUUU